CCUCUGUUUGAAGCUCGAAGAGAGAGGGAGAGAUGGGUGGUGGUUCUCCGACGUCGUCAACGUCGUCCGGUGAGGGUGAGGAGAGGGUGAGAGGGCCGUGGAACCCUGAGGAGGACGCGAUUCUGAGCAGGGCGGUGGCUCGGAUGGGCACCAGGAACUGGUCCCUCAUCAGCCGCGAGAUACCUGGGCGGUCGGGGAAGUCCUGCAGGCUGAGGUGGUGCAACCAGCUGAGCCCCCAAGUGGAGCACCGCCCCUUCUCAGAGGAGGAGGACUGCGCCAUCAUUGCUGCCCACGCCCUCCACGGCAACCGCUGGUCAGCCAUCGCCCGCCUCCUCCCCGGCCGCACCGACAACGCAGUCAAGAACCACUGGAACUCCACACUCAAGAGGAAGGCCUUCCUCGCUGGUUGCGGCGGUGUAGAUGUGGGGGAUGACGCGGCGGAUGGGGAAGGGCAGGGUCCGUACGCGGUUGUGGCGGCCGAGGAGAAAAAGAAGGUCAGGCUCUCGGCGUUUAGGGAGUACGUCCCUGACCCGGCGACGGUGCUGAGCCUAUGUCCGCCGGGCAGCGGCACAUCGCCUGAGAAUGGUGGUAGCGGUGGCGGUAGUGGUGGCGCGGCAGAGGAGGCGAUUGGGAGAAGGAAUCUGGAAGUGCUGAGGGAGAUGAUCGCGAGGGAGGUGAAGAGUUACAUGGACUCCAUUUUGUUGUCGCCGCGUCGUGACUGAACGGGCUCUCUCUCACUUUCUUUCUCGUUCUGGUUCUGGUUCUUCGCAAGGGGAAAUUUUGGGCUGCUUCUUCUUAUUUCCAGAUCUUUCAUCUUCUCGUUUUACUUGUGUACGAUCAGAAGGAACGGGAGAAAAGGAAAAGAAGUUGGAAGGAUUACAUAUAUAAUAUAUAUGCAGGAAUGCAGCCGAGAAUAAAGGAAAAGCUCGGCGCAAAGCAAAGUCGAAACCGGAAAAGAAAACGAAACCAAAAAAUAUGUCUAUAUAUCUUGUUAGAAGUUAGAACAGCUUAUGUUUUCCUUACCGUGCUUAAACGCGAAUGAAAUCUUUUCCCUUAGAAAUCCUAUGCUUCUUAUUUCUCUCUGUAUAUGUAUAAACUAGUAUUAUACAUAAGCUUCAUAUCUUCUGGCAAUCAUAUUGUUUAA
This is a messenger RNA of Nymphaea colorata (pocket water lily), 1144 nucleotides long. RefSeq names its product transcription factor MYB73-like. Gene Ontology annotation, cellular component: nucleus. The record is from RefSeq and is a predicted model, not a curated record. Lineage: Eukaryota; Viridiplantae; Streptophyta; Magnoliopsida; Nymphaeales; Nymphaeaceae. Gene Ontology annotation, biological process: regulation of DNA-templated transcription. The transcript has a single exon. The coding region runs from base 33 to 722 and encodes 229 amino acids. Gene Ontology annotation, molecular function: DNA-binding transcription factor activity, RNA polymerase II-specific; RNA polymerase II cis-regulatory region sequence-specific DNA binding.